GCCUAUAUAUCUCCCCGAGCGCCCCCACCCUAUAUAGACUCACAGCAUCUCCACGCGCCGCCCCUGUCGCCCAAAACCCUAGUCCUCGCGCCGCCGCCGCCGCUGCUGCCUGAGCCCUCGCCGCGGCAUAACCAUGAAGUUAAACAUCGCCAACCCCACCACGGGGUGCCAGAAGAAGCUCGAGAUCGACGACGACCAGAAGCUGCGGCACCUGUAUGACAAAAGGAUCUCUCAGGAGGUUCCGGGUGAUCAUCUGGGCGAUGAAUUCAAAGGUUAUGUAUUCAAGAUCAUGGGUGGUUGUGAUAAACAAGGUUUCCCAAUGAAGCAAGGAGUUCUAACUGCUGGGCGUGUUCGCCUUCUGCUGCACAGGGGCACACCUUGCUUCCGUGGGUAUGGCAGGCGUGAUGGUGAGCGCAGGAGAAAGUCAGUCCGUGGUUGCAUUGUCAGCCAAGACCUAUCAGUUAUUAACUUGGUGAUUGUCAAGAAGGGUGAGAAUGAUCUGCCUGGCCUUACUGACACUGAGAAGCCCAGGAUGAGGGGACCCAAGAGAGCUUCCAAGAUCAAGAAGCUCUUCAACCUUGGAAAGGAUGAUGAUGUCCGCAAUUACGUCAACACAUACCGCAGGACAUUCAUUAACAAGAAAGGUAAGAAGACGAGCAAGGCUCCGAAGAUCCAGCGUCUGGUGACUCCCAUGACACUCCAGAGGAAGCGUGCUAGAAUUGCUGACAAGAAAAAGAGGAUCGCCAAGAAGCAGUCUGAGGCUGCAGAGUACCAGAAGCUGCUUGCACAAAGGCUCAAGGAGCAGAGGGACCGACGGAGCGAGAGCAUGGCCAAGCGGAGGUCCAAGCUUUCUGCCGCUGCCAAGGCUCCUGCGGUCUCUGCUUAAGAUGUUCUGAAACUUUCUCAAGUUACAAUAGACGAAGAGUUUCUUGCACUGCGUUGUUAAAAUCAACGCGUGACCUUUCAUGUUUCUUGAUUUAGCCCAGUAAAUUAUGCGAUUUUGCAUAGACAAGGUACUUUAUUGUCAGGAGCAUUUUGUUAGUAUGGAGUUCUUUGUCAUUUUCUGCUCUUGUAGAGGAGUCAGCAACCACAGGUCUUUCAUCAAGCAUGUUAGCUAUAUCCUGCUCUGCAAAGUUGCUAGUUUACUUGAGAUUUUGUUAGGACAUGUUUCUUUGAAGAAAUAUCAUACUCGAGGUUAAGGUGGAAAGGUAACUAUA
This is a messenger RNA of Brachypodium distachyon (stiff brome), 1217 nucleotides long. Its product is annotated as 40S ribosomal protein S6. Gene Ontology annotation, molecular function: structural constituent of ribosome. NCBI's taxonomy places the organism in Eukaryota, Viridiplantae, Streptophyta, Magnoliopsida, Poales, Poaceae. The record is from RefSeq and is a predicted model, not a curated record. Gene Ontology annotation, cellular component: ribosome. Gene Ontology annotation, biological process: translation. The transcript has 6 exons. The coding region runs from base 134 to 886 and encodes 250 amino acids.